Ixodes scapularis (black-legged tick) is the source of this 672-nucleotide messenger RNA. RefSeq lists its product as uncharacterized. NCBI's taxonomy places the organism in Eukaryota, Metazoa, Arthropoda, Arachnida, Ixodida, Ixodidae. Bases 1 to 672 code for a protein of 223 amino acids. The transcript is spliced from 6 exons. The record is from RefSeq and is a predicted model, not a curated record.
AUGUCUGAAGGCGUGUGUUUUGUACUCACAGUAAUGCUAACUGUAUGCUUUGGAGAACUGCCUGUGAAGGAGUAUGUUUAUCCGAAAAUUCUCCAAGCGAGAGGCGCAAAUGGCGAGAAGAUGCUCCACAUUCGAGACGGGCUUACUCUGAGCUUAGAAAAGAGCAAAGUGUUCGCCGGAAACUUCAGUUUCACCAAGGGCGACGAUGUGAAUGACUCCAACAGUUCUCUGAAUGUCAAGGAAAUUGAAGAGAGUUUGUACCAGGACAGGAAACACGGCUCCUCCGUUGUGGUCCAAGAAUCGAAUGGAUAUGUCCAAGUGACUGGUAUCCUCACAGACACUUUAUCAAUCGAGCCAGUUUUAUCGAAUCAACGAUCGAAAGACGGAAUCGUUGCUCACCUGAUAUCAAAGUUAAAUGAUUCGUCCAUCCCAAUGUAUGCUGAUUAUGUUCAUUACACACACUUAGCCGAACGAGAAGCAAGGGGCGACAUCCACAGAGCUCACUACUGGCAACCCAGAGGUGGAUCCUCAGAUGCUUCACCUCUACGAGGCAAAACAAGGGCUGCUAAGAAGGCGGAGGUUGAGAAAAUUAAUCGAAAACUGAAGGCCAAUAUCGCGCAGAUCAUAAGGCAGGCGGAGGUGUACGCCGAAAAAUGGGAAGCAAAACUGUAA